AUGUCAAUGAAACUAAGACAAGGAUUAUGGAAGUCGGGAACAGCGAGCAUGGCGCGGUGGAAUUCUGUGAGACGCAUAUCUCAGCAUUUGUCGAUUAUCGCUCCCAAUUCCUCUCAGAACUCGCUUAUCACAUUCAGUGUCAGCCUGCUUAAAGUCCCUGCAAACUACGGUUACUAUACCUCGAGAGUCAAUCGUAUGACGAACGAAGACGCGCAUCAAGUAGGGAUUAUGGAUAUAGAUCUCCAGCAGAAAACGGUAUCUACAGAUGGAAUAAAUGCAAACGAGGAGUUGGAGAGGAGAAUCGGACAGCUCGAUGAGCCUGAGUACAAAAAUCGCUUUUUGCAUAAUAAGGUUUUUAGUUUCAGCGUAUUUGACGGCCACGGCGGCAGCGAAGGCAGCACCUAUGUGCGAAAUCAUCUGCUGGAGAAUAUUGAGAAAAUCAACAUCAGCGACGAAAGCAUCAACAAGCUCUUCAAGUUUUACCAGAAGGAGAUUGGAGGGUACUGGAGGCGAUGGGUGCGUCGCAAAAACUUACAUUUGAUCAGCAGUAUGGGGCUAGAAAGUUAUCUGGUAUCGGCCAAAGGUCACUAUACCGUCCACGAUCCAGAGCUGGAGGAGAAGAAAUUAUGGGACCUGCCAGAGUUCAAAGAGAUGGUUUCCGGUGAAGACUUCUUUAAGAUCCGCCUUCUCCUAGGGUUUUUGUACACUGACUACCAAUUCCUUAACUACGAAGACAAGAUCAACGAUGUUAAACAUCAGGAACAUUCGCACCUGUUGAACGCCGGUACCACAGCCACAUCUGCAUUUUUCUACACCAUUGAGAAGGACAAGUCGAAUCUAAACGGCUAUUUUUAUGAGCCAGACGUGCUGAGUCGAUUAGUGAUCGCGCAUGUAGGCGACACGCGGGCUAUCCUUUGCGACAAGGACGGAGUGGCAAGGAGUCUGACACAGGACCACCAUCCUUCCAAUCCCAUUGAGUCGCGCCGACUGACCAGAUAUAGUGCAGGGCUAAUGAUGACCGACUCUUUCGGGGAAGAACGUUUUGCAAAUUAUGCUAACACGCGGUCAUUCGGGGACCUCACGGCUAAAAACGUUGGCAUUACAGCCGAACCGGAGAUCAGAGAAUAUCUGAUUGGCGAUAUGAGGAAAGUUGAGAAGUACAGGCGUGAACACAAGAAUUAUCUAAAGAAAACUAACAUCCUAGAUUUUGGCGGGGACGAGUGCUUCCUCGUGCUUGUGAGCGACGGGGUGACCAACAUGCUCUCCGACCAGGAGGUAGUCGACGUGAUCAUGAGCACGACCAACAACAAGGGAUCGUUGCGGGGCACGCCAAAGGAAGCAGCUCAAGAGGUAGUACAAUUUGUUGAGUGUAUUGGGGGCAUGGACAACGCGACAUGCCUGGUAAUCAAGCUUGGCGGAUGGGGCAAAUGGCCAAUACUCGAUCGAACAGGGCCACUGAGAGAGUCCAAGAUGAUGAAUGGGCGCAGAGAAAGAUGA
This is a messenger RNA of Ogataea haglerorum, 1497 nucleotides long. RefSeq lists its product as uncharacterized. Gene Ontology annotation, biological process: protein dephosphorylation. The record is from RefSeq and is a predicted model, not a curated record. The transcript has a single exon. Gene Ontology annotation, molecular function: protein serine/threonine phosphatase activity. Lineage: Eukaryota; Fungi; Ascomycota; Pichiomycetes; Pichiales; Pichiaceae. The coding region runs from base 1 to 1497 and encodes 498 amino acids.